GGAAUUUAGUUGAACAUCUUUCAAUUCCAAAAAACUUUGAUUUGUGAAUUUCUAUUAUAGUAUCAAAUAUUAUUUCAAAUUAUACAAAUAAUAUGAUUAUUUUUUAUCACAUUCGCCUCAUCCAUCAUCCGAUCUGUCGUACAAAUUUGUUUGGAUGUUGGAUGAAUUUUCUACCAAUCAGAAACUCAAUAAUGUACCCGCGCCACUAUUUUCUUUUGUCAAGUCUUUAUUAUUAUUUUUAAAUUUUAUACGUUUUAUUCUUUUAUUUCUUUAUAUUUUUAUAUUUUUUUUUCUUUUAUCUUUUAUUUCUUUUAAUUCUUUAUAUUUCUACUAUUUAUGCUUAUAUUUUGCUUGUAUUUUGACCGAUAUUGUUAUUAAGCCUGAUCUUAAAAUCCUGAUUGGGCUUUUUAAACACGCGCUCGGAUUUAUCGGAAAAGUAUAUCAAAAUCGAUUUAAACGAAAAUUAACUUGAGUGGUAGACCUAAGGAACUUUUUUUAUAAGGUUGAUUUAUUAAAGAUAUCCAAAUAUGUUCAUAUAUCAGUGUGAAAGUUGAGAUCAUUUUAAAUUCUAAUUCUUCAGCAUUAAUAGUAAUGGCUAUCAU
Messenger RNA from Rhizophagus irregularis DAOM 181602=DAOM 197198, 602 nucleotides. The record is from RefSeq and is a predicted model, not a curated record. Lineage: Eukaryota; Fungi; Glomeromycota; Glomeromycetes; Glomerales; Glomeraceae.